CAGCCCGGCCGUGAAGCCUGAGUGCUCCCCCCUCACUUCUAGCAACAGGUACCAUGGGCCCAGUCCUGCUAUGAACACAGCUGAAACUCUGGCCACCGGUGGCAGGUCUUCCAUUCCCAGCUUGGGGUGUCGGAAGGGGUGAGAAGGAAGGAAGAAAGACGACGACACAGAAGAGUGUCCGUAAAACUGCUUGUCUUGGAGAAGCGAGGGAAAGUUCUCUGGGCUGUGUCGCAGCUGACUUUCCCUCCCUCUCCCUCAGUCCGGACUGCACAGGCACCUGCCCCCAGCACCCGGAGGGAGAUCCCCGGCCGUCAGCAGCAGCAGGUUCCGAACGCUGCCGGAGCCCCUGCUCCCACCUGUCUGUGAGCAAUGAACACUUCGUGCUGCCUGCUGUCUGCUCAGCCAACCGUGCCCAACAGCUCAGAGCAGCUCACCGGCCCCUCCCUCAGCAACCAGAGCAGCAGCGGGUUCUGCGAGCAGGUCUUCAUCAAGCCCGAAGUCUUCCUGGUGCUGGGCAUCGUCAGCCUGCUGGAGAACAUCCUGGUCAUCCUGGCCGUGGUCAGGAACGGCAACCUGCACUCGCCCAUGUACUUCUUCCUCUGCAGCCUGGCGGUGGCCGACAUGCUGGUGAGCGUGUCCAACGCCCUGGAGACCGUCAUGAUCGCCAUCGUCAACAGCAACUACCUGACCUUCGAGGACCGGUUCAUCCAGCACAUGGACAACGUCUUCGACUCCCUGAUCUGCAUCUCCCUGGUGGCCUCCAUCUGCAACCUGCUGGCCAUCGCCGUGGACCGGUACGUCACCAUCUUCUAUGCGCUGCGCUACCACAGCAUCAUGACCGUGCGGAAGGCGCUGGUCUGGAUCGCGGCCAUCUGGGCAUGCUGCGGUGUGUGCGGCGUGGUGUUCAUCGUCUACUCCGAGAGCAAGAUGGUCAUCGUGUGUCUCAUCACCAUGUUCUUCGCCAUGCUACUCCUCAUGGGCACACUCUACGUGCACAUGUUCCUCUUCGCCCGGCUGCACGCCCAGCGCAUCGCGGCGCUGCCCCCGGCCGACGGGGCGGCCCCGCAGCAGCACUCAUGCAUGAAGGGGGCUGUCACCAUCACCAUCCUGCUGGGGGUGUUCAUCUUCUGCUGGGCCCCCUUCUUCCUCCACCUCAUCCUCAUCAUCACCUGCCCCACCAACCCCUACUGCGUCUGCUAUGCCGCCCACUUCAACACCUACCUGGUCCUCAUCAUGUGCAACUCCGUCAUCGACCCGCUCAUCUACGCCUUCCGGAGCCUGGAGCUGCGGAACACGUUCAGGGAGAUCCUCUGCAGCUGCGAGCCAUGAACCUGGGCUAGGGCGCCAGGGCCGGGGGAGUGGGCACCGGCGGCUCCAUCGCAGGCGAGCCCCCAGCCAGCCAAGCGAGGUGUUUAGAAAAAAGAAGAGGGGGUAGAGAAGUCCUGGGUAGACUUAAAAUGGGUCAACAGCCAUAAUCGGUAUGUCUUUUCUCUUUGCACUUGCAAAGUCUUCGAAGGGGAAAAUGGUACAUAACGGGCUUUCUCGCAGGACUCUGCGGUAGGUAAGUCACUGAUCUCCCAAAGAGGCCCCGGUCGGACUCAGU
Messenger RNA from Enhydra lutris kenyoni (northern sea otter), 1603 nucleotides. RefSeq names its product melanocortin 3 receptor. Lineage: Eukaryota; Metazoa; Chordata; Mammalia; Carnivora; Mustelidae. Gene Ontology annotation, cellular component: membrane. The record is from RefSeq and is a predicted model, not a curated record. Gene Ontology annotation, molecular function: peptide hormone binding; melanocyte-stimulating hormone receptor activity. The transcript has a single exon. Gene Ontology annotation, biological process: G protein-coupled receptor signaling pathway. Bases 370 to 1329 code for a protein of 319 amino acids.